This is a messenger RNA of Homarus americanus (American lobster), 8634 nucleotides long. It is a transcript of the gene rictor, whose product is annotated as rapamycin-insensitive companion of mTOR-like. Gene Ontology annotation, molecular function: protein serine/threonine kinase activator activity. The record is from RefSeq and is a predicted model, not a curated record. Gene Ontology annotation, cellular component: TORC2 complex. Lineage: Eukaryota; Metazoa; Arthropoda; Malacostraca; Decapoda; Nephropidae. Gene Ontology annotation, biological process: TORC2 signaling; positive regulation of phosphatidylinositol 3-kinase/protein kinase B signal transduction. The transcript has 28 exons. The coding region runs from base 67 to 5388 and encodes 1773 amino acids.
AUUAGUGAGAAGCAACACUAUACUACUACGAAUGUCAGAGUGUCAGUUCGUAAUGGCCACACAAACAUGUAUCAAGGGAGAGGAAUUCGUACGGGGAGGUCCCUGAGAAGACGACAUGAAAACGAAGAGGAUAAUAUCGUGUUUGCCUUAGAGCGAGGUGUGUCAGGAGUUGUUCGAGAGGUACUGGGAGUUGUGUGUCGACAGGAUGGCAUCCCCAAAGGCCGUCGCCUCAGUUACCUCAAUGCAGCUGUCAGGUCAAUAUCUAAGAUUACAUCAUCGAACCAGUCAAAAAAGUCUUCAUACUCAGGAGAAGAGAAAAAGAUGUUUGAUGACAUGGUGUCCUCCAAUGAGAAGAGCACCUCACCACAACCACAAGUUGACUUUGGUGAGGAGGUCAUCACCAAGGAACAAUACUUCUGCCUGUUACGGUGCUGUCUAGUCCAUGAAGGAAAGGAGGUACGUGCAGGUGGCCUCCGACUCUUACGUUACCUCAUCCAGACACCAGAGGAUGUGCAGGCUCUCAUAACAGUGAACACCGUACCUCUUAUUAUUCGGUGUAUGGACAUCAUGCUUGAUAAUCAAAUAGAACGUGUUCAAAGUCUGAGGUUGGCUCGUCGGAUGCUGCAGGUAGCACCCAGUCUCUUCCCAGUGUCCCUGGCUCGCUGCCUUAUAGCCAUUGCUCGUGAUGGAGCUAAGGAGAGAGACAGACUUCUUAGAUCUGCUCUUGCUACGCUUAAUGAAAUGGCUGUGCUCAAUACUGCCGUGUUUGUGGAGUGUGGUGGGGUUGGCGUCCUACUCCAUAACAUCUUGGAUUGUGCGAUGCCACGUAUCAAUGAAGCUCUUCUGGGUGCUAUCCUCUACCUCCUCAACACACCUGAGUGGCGGCCACACUGUGCUCAACUACAUCAGAUCCUCGCCCCGUUCUCUGACUUUCACUAUAAACAUACAAGCUAUGAUCUUGAGUACUACAGUAAGAGCGAGGAGCGUGAUCUGCGGACACAGGCAGGAAAGUUGGCAGUGUUGGUGUGCCUCAGGUCUUGGUCUGGGUUGGUGUCGCUCUGUCAACCAGACACAGCUGCUCUCAGAUCCCUCAUAGCAUUACUGUAUCCCAACCAUGAAGACACCAGGAAAACAAUAAUAGAGUUGCUGUACGAGUUGUUCAGAGUGCCGUUUGUGAACUGGGUUGGUGACUAUGAAGAGGCUCUCGCUCAACACGGGUCUGUCUCUUCCUCGGACACAGACACCUGGCGACUCCAUGAAAGUUUUGUAGCAGCAGAGGCACGAGCAGUUUUACCUCAUAUUGCAAAAUAUAGAGCAAACCUUAUCCAGAACCACUUGGCAUUGGUGCUGUAUACAUUAAUAUGUGUUGACCUCUUCCCUGCCCUAUGUGAAGUAAUUGUUACCAGCUCAGCACCUGUGUCUGUUAAGACCACAAUAUUGUUGGGUGAAUUACUCCACCAAGCUAACCAGAACUUGCCUGGGGAAUGUGGCUCCCUAUCACAUUCACUUCCCAUUCUACUGGAGCGAGCAGCUGGUAAUGAUCCUAACCAGCGCAUGCGAGCCACCCAGGCCAUCACAGCUUUGUUAAUGUUGGCUCGCUCCCAGCUCAACUCCCACGGACAACCCAUGUCUCUAUAUCUAGCUCACAUUAUCCGUUGCUCGCCCAAGGCCAAGGAACGCAUUCCCAAGGUGUACAAUGCCUCAUCAAGUGCCAAACUUAGUAAGUGGUUGGGAAAAGACCAUGAUGAACUAAUCCAGCAAACCUUGAAAGAGUCAGAUGUGCUCAUCUCUGGACGAGACCCUCACACAUGGAAGUGGGACCUCAUCAUUCCUGUACUCAGAUGGCCUUCAUUAUCCUUGCAACGGUUGGAUGAUAGCAGCUACAGGCUCUUCAUAAAGAGGGUCCUGCAUUUUUACAAGCCAAGUGCAGGGCUCUUUGCCAAUGUUGAACUUACUCAUAAUCUUUCCCAAGUGUUUGCUCAAGGCCUACUGCACUUCUGUGACUUUCUCCUGGGAGCAGCUGAGGAUGACUGCAGUAAAUACUUUGAAGAAUUGUUAGUGGACGUGAGUAUGAACCUGUCCUAUGUUGUGUGUGAACGUCCACCCCAUGAUGCAGUUCUCUCACCGUCGCGCCUUAACACCACCACUGCACAAUAUUACUUUCUUGCUCUGGGUAGACUCUCUCACUCACAGCGCGGAUACGACAUGCUUCUGAAAGCUGGCAUCUUUGAACAAUUACAGGAGCUUGUGAGUGUGUCCAAUAGUGAUAUGUAUGCCAAACUUGUCUCUACUUGUUUAGACUACUCUAUUAAUGGACUCAACAGGGCGAUUUUGACCAAGAUUUUAACCGGCUGCCAAGAAUCGGCUCGUGUGUACGCCACUCAGUUCCUCCGAGCGCUGGUUCGAGUGGGUGCUGAUGACUUUGCCCGUUGGGGAGUAGAGUUGCUGGUAGCCCAGUUGUAUGAUGAGAGCCGCAUCGUGUCCUUAGCAGCUUUGGAUGUUCUGGAGGAGGCUUGUGAUAAUGAGGAGUACCUGGAAGCCAUUUUGUGUGCUCCGCCAUCCGUCCUGCACUUGGGAGACCGUGGACAGCUGCUCAUGGCCAAGUUGGUAUCAUCACCAAGAGGUUUUCGGGCAUACCGCGAUGCCAACUUUAUUAACACCUUGUUGCAGAAGUGGUCCACAACAUACAAUUAUAAGUAUGUGAAGCUGAUGCAGACAGCUGUUAAUGAUUCAGUCACUCAACAUCAGCGAGGGGAAGAUGGUGCUUAUGGACGACGCACUGGCAGCAAACACGUCGUUCAUGAUGUUUUCCUCCUGCCUCACCUGUAUGGAUCACUAACACAGCACAAGGAAGGAUUCUCCAUUCUUAUGCAACAUGAUGCUGUGAGGAAUAUGGUCCAGAUUAUCAAAGCUGGUGCUGUAUCCAAUCCACGAGAGAUCUUCCAGCUUAAGGUUGCAAUAUGGGCCAUGGGUCAUGUAGGACUGAGUAGUGAUGGAGCAGGUUUCUUGAGCUGUGAGGGAGUGUUGCCAGUGCUCACCCACCUUGCUGCUACCUGCCCUGUGUACUCAGUUCGGGGGACGUGCUUCCAUGCUCUGUGUCUUGUGGCUACCACUAAGGACGGGUCUAAUCUCCUCAGGAAAUAUGGCUGGGAGUGUGUGCAGCGACAUCAUCAUGAACGGUGGCAGUUUGUGGAGGAAACGUUGGAUGUGUGGUCAGCAGCAGCCAAUCAGGGCCAGGAUGAAAACUACAUUAAUAUAGGUGGACACCAAAUUUCAGAAAGUGAUAUGGAUGACUUUGAAUUGUCGAAGCCCGGAUUCUAUGUUGGAGAUGACUCUGAAGACGGCAGUGAUGGUGGAUCACUCUUAGUUGAAGGUAUUGGGUUGGACGACUCAUAUCCAACUUCAGGCAAAAGUCAGACUCUGCCACAUAAGUCUAAGCCUCCAACUACAAUGGGCCACCAGCGCAGUCUUUCUGACUGUGCACCAGUGAUGGAGGAGUUGACAUCAUCAGACCCACCACAGAUGUUACCCUCACAGGAUGACCUCACCUUAGGAAAAAGAUCAUCACUACGCCUCAGCAAACUCUUGGCUAGUGUGCGUAGAAAGUCAGAACGGCGUCGGGAGUCUACCAGCAGUCGUGCCAGUAACUCUUCUACAGCUUCUGACCGAAUGACUGAUCGCAUGGCAGCAUUCCUGCAGUCUGCUCGACGUAUCCGAGGGAUCAGUUCCAGGAGCCACUCAUUGACAGACCCUAUGGGUUCAGAUGAUGAAGCAGGAGAUCAACGUUACACUUUGAGCUCAGAUUCACUAUCAGACCCAGCACAGGAUAUGGAAUUCUCUGCUGCUGAGUUGCCCCAUGAUGGCCUUGACAUAUCAAGAGACAGUUCUCAGGCAGAGAAUUCGAAUUUCCUAACUGUCAAGCCACAGCUGGAGUGUCGCUUGAGUCCUAUUGCAAGUGGAGCAUCAAUAGCCACACUUGGAUCACAAUCAAUUGCUGAUGGUGGGGUGGAGUUGAGGCGAGGAGGACGAGGUGGUUCCAUUCGAGGCUCAAGCGGAGCUCUCUUUGCUGAAGAUACUAUAGACAGAGCUGCAGGCAGCUCGACUCCUAUUCUGUUAGGAUCUGCAGCUAUAACAGGCCAGCCAUUGUCUACUCAGAGCUACCUCACACUACGCUCCAUCACCAACCAUCGUAGGGUUGUGUCAGAAUCGAGCCAAGAAGAGAAAACCACACGAAAUUCACUUAAGGGCUUUCUCUCUUCUAGUUAUGAGCAUAGUGGAACAUAUUUGAUGCGCAAUUUACUGGAUGUACGGGGAAUGGUGCGAUCUCCCUCAGGCUGCAGUGAGGUGUCGUCUGUACGUUCCGCUGGUGUUCGGGGUAGUGGACCAGGUGGCAGCAGUAGUAGAGGGCUUGGGAGUCAGGCUCUUAGUAGUAUGACUCAUCAUCAGUCUGGCCAAUGCUUUUUAGGAUUUGCCUUGCCACUCGACCUAGACUUACUACUGUACGAUGAUUUAUAUAACAAAAAUAUACAGCAGCAAGAAGGGGGAGACCGUGCAAAUGCUAUAAGCACAAGCAAUGGCAUCUCUGGCAAGGAUAGAUUUCCUGCAAUCACAGAAUCUGAGCUAGAAACUCAAUCUGAGGAGAAUAUCUCGAGAAUUAAAACAAACGGUGUGAGUAAUGGAAGGAGAAAAAUUAGUGUUGACAAGGCCCCAGGGUUGGAGAGCGAAGGGACUGGCUUGGAACUUCACACUCCACAGACAUGCCUGGCUUGUUUCUCCAUCGCCCCGCCCUCCACACACUCCAGCCCCUUGCAUAAGUGUGAGAGUAACGGGCAGGUGACUGAGAGCUUAGUGGUAGAGUCUCCUCCCCUGCAGCGGGUCAAGGCCAUGUCUGAGGUGUCAGAAGCAUCAGAAUCUUCUAGUGUCAACAGCCAAGGUUGGGAUGACUUGGGUGAAGGAAAGUCUGGGCCAGAGCGAGUCAACCAGACCCUGCUCAGGAAGGAGAUAUUACGCUUCAUAACCAACCUCUUGUCUUCCAUAGCUGCCAGAUCCUCAGAAUCAGGAUUACUCACAUUGAAGCAGCGUUGGCCUCACGCAUUCCGUGACUCUUGCCUCUACUCGGAGAUUUGCCUGAUCCUCUCCUCAUACAAUUAUCGCUUAACAGCUCGUCGCUUUAUACAGGAACUCUUCAUGGAUCAGACUUUCGCUGAGAUAUACACCGAAGCAAACCGUCUACUGAACAAUCAGCUGGAGGGGCUGUGUGAGACAGUGAAUCCUGUUGUUCACCAGACCCCGGCUUCUGUGCAUGCCUUCACCCUCCAGGCUCCCACAAUGGCUGACAUUGCUGAGGUAACAUUGUCUGAUAAAUCAGAUAAGGAAGAAGAUUGUUAGUUCUCUUGCAGCCUAUUGUAAUGAUAAUAAUUAACUUUAUUCUGGUCAUCUUGAAAGCACAAAUCUAUGUUCCUUUAAGGACCCUUAACUACAACUUUAUGAAGUGCCACUAGCAAAGCAUCAUUUUAGCAUUCUUAAAGAAAUUUGCAUCUAAUUAUAAUGAUAUUUUUGUGUGGUUUGCAGAUCAAUACUUCAUUAAAAAAGUUUGAUACAAUACAAAGUAGAUGCAUCAGUAUAUGAUAGGGUUUUGUUAAUUGGCAUUUCAUGUGGUUGUGUUGUGUCCUAGUCCCACCACCGAUGUUUCUAGUUCCCUUUGAGAAGAAAUUAAGUUAAGUAUUCAUUAGACUGGCAGUGGCUCAGGUAUUCAGUUACAAAAGUGUGCUAAUUGUCUUCAGACCGAUUUUAGAUGCUCAUCAGGGUUAGAAAGAAUUUACUGGUAUUUGAAAAGAGGGCAAACAUUUGGGCCAUUUUCACCAACUGUAAGGCACUGAGUUGCCUGUAGUAAUGAUGCUAGUCCAGAUCAUGUGUAAAGUGCUCAGUAACUAGCCACCAUCUCUUUGAUCAACUUUGUAUUGUGUUGUAAUAGUGUACUUGGAGCCAUCCCAUUGUCUUUUGGUUGGGAUGCUACUCUGCAGCCUGGAACCUCUGUGUCAUCCUUUGAAGUGUUAAAGUGAAAUGAUGCAGUGCUGUACCUGGCAUAAAUAAAAUUGGUCUCUCUGCAUUGUAGUAUCCCAGACUAGGUAAUUCCCUUUUUAUUAUUUCAUGGUUAUUAUCCCAUACAGUAGGACUUUGCCUGUAGCGCUCAAAAUGUGACCAAGUCUUCAGUACUUGGUUUUGAUAACGAAAAGAAAACAAAACACAUACGUGGCUUAAUUUAUAGAGGAGGGAGAAGUAGCAGUUUCAUAACGACUUCAGUUGUAUAAUGUUUGUAUUUAAAAAAAGUUGAUGCAUCCUUCAUAACUCAGUGCCUAGAUGAUUGACUGAUUGGUUGGUUUAGUAAGAACAGAGGUAAUAAUAGGUAGAUGGAUCACCAGUAGGUGCUCUUUUUAUGCUAGAGAGGAAAGGAUAAACUACUUUAUCUACUGUUAAAGAAGGUUGUGUCUGUGUUGGCAUUCCAGGUUAUAAAUUGAGCAAGAUUUUGAAACCUGUAAAUUCCAUAUUUUAUGAAAGACAUAUUUUGUAUAAAUAUGUAUUGUAUAGUAUUGUUUGACCAUGAAGAUGAAAUAAUUCUUAACAAAGUAAUGGAUGUACAGAAUACUUAUGAUAAUUGAUAUACUGUAUACUGUAUGUAUAGUUUUUUUCUUUAUUAUUUAUUAUUAUAUAUAGAUUUUUUUCUUUUUUGCUCAAUAUAUGACAGACAUGAGUAAGAUUUAACUACAUUUGGCCCCUGACAUUGACUAAACCAAAGAAUGUCUGUUUAGACAUGGUGUUGUGCCUUGGUUGAAGUAAUUGACAGAGCUGCUGAAUUAUUAACUUUGAUAGUUUGACUGUAGAAGUGAAGUAUGGUAAUAACUGAAUUAUUUAUUCGAAUACAAAGUCUGCCGACAAGCCAAAGCUAUCCUGUUGCCAUUGUUUUAAUUUUAAGUAAUGUGAGUACUCCAUUUAUUGUUUUAUUUAACGAUGUACCAGUGAGCUGUUACAUACAAAUAGUUUGACUAAUCAACUACAGCAAUAAGAACAACAGUUGUAGGCCCCAAUUUCAUAGUGCCACUUGAGUGAGGCUUAGUUAAUUACCUCUAAAGCCAAGUAUAGUUUUUACUUGUAUUUAGACUGUACUAAUUGGACAGAAUAGUCAUAUAAAUAUUACUGACUCUUCACCAAAUUGCCUUACUGCAUAUUAGCUAAUGCACAAACCAGAUAUAUUGUAAUGUACUGUAGCUUUGAUGCUGUAUCCUCAUGGUAGAUUGCUUCUAUUUGUAAGAAUCCUAUGCUGAUUCAUUAUUUUGAUAUGGUUAAUUGGACUUCUGCAUUCCUCUUGAACAUAGGAUCUGAUGAUGCUUUUUUGUGUAUUGCCAUUAAAAUGUACAUAAACUAGUGUACGUACAACAGGUUUCCUGAUCUGUAGCCACUGAUAUUAAGGCUUUGUCCUGAGCUAAGUUGACUUGGCAGAGGGAAAAUUAUUCUAAUAGCCAAUGAGGUGUCUUGGUCGGUUUGUUUAGUCCCAAAUUUAAAACCUGCAAUUUGAACUUACUAGAAGACCAUCCCAAAGUAGGACAAUGGGUUACUUGUGGUUAUGUACAGUCAUGGAAAAAAGUUUGCUCCCCACAGUGAAACUGGGUUACGGGAAUGAGUCUCCGAACUGACGUCCCCUGACUUUUUCAUAUCAUUUGAGGUCAAUCGAUGCUGUUUCAUUUUGGGCGAGGGCAAAAUUUGGCCCCGACUGUACCUGCAAAUGCAUCCAGAUAUUCAGUAGUGUUUAUCAUUACCAGUCUCAUGUGACAUUGUAGAGCUAUACAGUUCUCCAGAUAUUCGGUAUUUUUGUGUAUGAAAACACUUACAAUGACCUGGUAUUUCUGUUUUGUUGUUUUAGUUACCUUGUAGAAAACCAGUGCAGGUAAAUACAUUAUGCACAGAGGGUCCAGUCCACAAGUUUUCAGUCUCCAUUUAAUAUUUUUAUUGAUGGGUUUUCUAUGAAAACCCAUCAAUAAAAAUCUUACACUUUGUAGUUUAACUCUUGAUUUUAAAACUCCCCUGCCAAGUAAUUGAAAAUGAUGGAUAUUUUAGACAUUUUUCCACUUCUGGUACAGGUAUUUAAAAUCUCUUGAACUGUAGUCUUCAUUGUGUGGUAAUAAACCCCAAGUAAUGUAAUGUUUUGCUGUCCCAGCAUGCAUUGGACACUGUACAUUUCUUAUACAUUUGUGCCAUAGCCAGUGUUACCGCUCAGGUUGCCACCUGCAAUGACAUAGCUGCACUCAAUUAAAAGAAAGUUCAUUAGAUUUUUUUAAUUUUCACAUUAUUAUUAAUUUUACAGUUCAACUGAACAUUUCCCCCCAAUCACCAUUUUAUGACCAUUCUACAAGCUUGCAUAGGUUUGCCAUGAUUACCUGGUGCCAUGAUGAUCUGGCUGCCAUCAGGCAAAUUUGAAGCAAGUUAUACUAUAUUCCUGUCCUUUUGCCAGCCCACUUUUACAGAGUGGGAACUGGGCAUUAUAUGUAGAAUUUCCAAGCAUCCUGUUAACUGGCAAGGCAGGAUUGCUACUCCCUGAGGUAAUCAAACAUUACCUAAAUUCUUAUAAUGACCAGGAAG